Molecule: messenger RNA, 3753 nt
Organism: Enhydra lutris kenyoni (northern sea otter)
Lineage: Eukaryota; Metazoa; Chordata; Mammalia; Carnivora; Mustelidae
Product: hematopoietic cell-specific Lyn substrate 1
Exons: 14
Coding region: 164-1588 (474 amino acids)
Biological process (GO): regulation of actin filament polymerization
Cellular component (GO): cortical actin cytoskeleton; plasma membrane; actin filament
Molecular function (GO): actin filament binding
Source: RefSeq, a predicted model, not a curated record
GGAAGUAGCUGUGAGGACAGGGUAUCAGGAAAUGACAGAAAACCUGAAUACGGAACUGAAGCAGCAGCUCAGUGUCUCUUGCUCUGAAGUGGCAGCACAGAGAGGGAGCCCAGUGACGACGUGAAAGGCUGAGAUCUUAGAGCAGACACUCGCACUACUGGAGAUGUGGAAGUCUGUAGUAGGGCAUGAUGUAUCUGUUUCCGUGGAUACCCAGGGUGAUGACUGGGAUACAGACCCUGACUUUGUGAAUGACAUCUCUGAGAAGGAGCAACGGUGGGGAGCCAAGACCAUUGAGGGCUCUGGGCGCACAGAGCAUAUCAACAUCCACCAGCUGAGGAACAAAGUGUCAGAGGAGCAUGAUAGUCUCAAGAAGAAGGAGAUGGAAUCAGGGCCCAAAGCAUCGCAUGGGUAUGGAGGUCGAUUUGGGGUGGAAAGAGACCGCAUGGACAAGAGUGCCGUGGGCCAUGAGUAUGUUGCUGAGGUAGAGAAGCACUCUUCUCAGACUGAUGCUGCCAAAGGCUUUGGGGGCAAAUAUGGAGUUGAGAAGGACAGGGCAGACAAGUCAGCAGUUGGCUUUGAUUACAAAGGCGAAGUGGAGAAGCAUGCAUCUCAGAAAGAUUACUCUCAUGGCUUUGGAGGCCGCUAUGGGAUAGAGAAGGAUAAACGGGACAAGGCUGCUGUGGGAUAUGACUACAAAGGAGAAACAGAGAAACACGAGUCUCAGAGAGAUUAUGCCAAGGGCUUUGGUGGUCAGUAUGGAAUCCAGAAGGACCGAGUGGAUAAGAGCGCUGUUGGCUUCAAUGAAAUGGAGGCUCCAACCACAGCUUAUAAAAAGACGACACCCAUUGAAGCUGCUUCUAGUAGUGCCCGUGGGUUGAAGGCAAAAUUUGAGUCUAUGGCUGAGGAGAAGAGGAAGCGGGAGGAAGAAGAAAAGGCACAGCAGAUAGCCAGGCAGCAACAGGAGAGAAAGGCCCUGAUAAAGAUGAGCCAUGAGGCUAAGCAGCCAGUGGACACUGUGGGAGAGCCAGAAGUGCCAGCCCCGGUGCCCAAGAAAAUCUCUUCAGAGGCCUGGCCUCCAGCAGGGAGCUGUCCAUCAUCAGAGCCUGGGCCUGUGAGAACCAGUAAGGAACACCCAGUGCCUGCCCCGCCCUUGAGGCAGAAUCCCCCAGAGGAAGAAGAGCCCCCAGCUUUGCCUCCCAGGACUCUGGAAGGCCUGCAGCUGGAAGAGGAGCCAGUGUAUGAAGCAGAGCCUGAGCCUGAGCCUGAGAAUGACUAUGAGGAUGUUGGAGAAAUGGAUAGACAGGAGCAGGAUGGUGAACCAGAUGGGGACUAUGAAGAUGUGCUUGAAAUUGAGAAUCCAUCUUGUCCCUCCACUCUGGCUGAAUCAUCUAGCAACCCAGCUGGGACUGGAGCAGGGAUCUCAGCUAUCGCCUUGUAUGAUUACCAAGGAGAGGGAAGUGACGAGAUUUCCUUUGAUCCUGAUGAUAUCAUCACUGACAUUGAGAUGGUGGACGAGGGCUGGUGGCGGGGACGUUGCCAUGGCCACUUUGGACUCUUUCCUGCAAACUAUGUCAAGCUCCUUCAGUAACUGGCCCUCCCUGUCUUCUGCACUGUGACUUCCCAUGGCCAAAAUGGUUCUGCCUCCACUCAUGCCCCAUUCCUGCUACAAGAGUCAUGAGUUGCCUGAUAUUUUAGACAGACUUUCCUCUCCCUCUCCACUAGGGGUUGGGGCAGAGACAGCGUGAGGAAGGGGUCUCCUUCCACUCAGUGUCCUCUCUAUCUGAGAUGAGCUCAUGGACGUUUAUCUUGUGGUCCUUCCUCCUUCCCCAUGAAUGCUUCCUCCAAUACCCCAAGUGCUUCCUUUCUCUGUUUGUGAGCUCUGAGCCUCCUGGUUUGCUUACAUGGGAAGGUACAUCUAAAUUGCCUGGUUUGCCUGGCUGUGCUAUUAACCCACUCUAUGUUUCUGCAGAGAUUUUUUUCUUAAAUCUUCUCUCUGUUCAGUCUUAAAUCAGAAAUAAAAUGGGACUAUGAUUCAUUUCUUUGAUGAGGUAAAUAGUACUUUUUAUGCAGCCCUCAGUGCCUCUACUCUCACGGCUCCAAUUCUUCCCUCUUUCAGGCAUAUCUAUAAGGCUUCCUCUUGUCUGCCCUGUACCCUGGAUAUCAAGGGUUGGGCUUUUUCCUUAGACUGUAUUUAAACCCAAUCCAAAACACAAUGACCUGGAAAAUGGCAGUAAGAUAGGGUGACGGGGGCCAAAAAGAGUCCACAGUAAAGCAGUUCAACUUUUUGGCUUUAGCAGUUAUAAGAGGCUCUCCACUUUCUUCCUAGGAAUAAUAACUACAUUCUUUUAGGACAUGACUCUUGAAGAAGAAACCUAAAUUGUGGGAUUGAAAGGAGGAAAAGGGAGAUUUGGCCAAUAAAAAGAGACCAAAGCUAAAGGACCACAGACUCCAAUAAGGUGUUAAAAGGAUUUAGGGUCAGAGACAGUGGCCUCUACUAGAGAACGUUCAGGCUCCCUUGUAGCUAGUUGACUGAAAUUGAUAACCAAGUAGAAGGCAGAGGAAACUUAAGAACAUUCUAUAUGGUCCAGGGCCAAGGCUGAUAAGAAAAGAGGUGAAUCCAUUUUGGAUAGCUAGUGGUAGACAAAAAGCAAAUCACCAAAUGAUAGGGUUGAGAAAGAAUGAGAAGCCCCAGCCCACUGGGUUCAGCGAGGUCUGAUAGGAGAUCAUGGGCAAAAUCAGAAUAAAAGUCAGGGAUUUGGAGCAAAGAUAAAGAAAACAGUGGGAUCAAGGGGGAGCUAGGAUUAGUGAUUGAGAUCCAGAAUUGCUCUAGGACUUUGUAAAGUUAGUGAGCUCCUCACAUGACUAGAGCACUGCAUCCCUCAGGCUGGUCCUUGGUUUUUCUUUAGGACAUACACUCCUUUGUUUCCACAAUGACCCGUGUGCCAGGGAUUCACAAAUCUGUCUUUAGACCUAACUUACAAGACUCACCCAGGUAGCCAUCCAGAUUGCAAAACAGCUUUUAUUUCUGCUUUUACAGACAUUGAGAUUUCCAGCAUCCAGAGGCAAGUCUUCAGAGAUAUACACAAUCUCAUCCUUCACUUCAGUUUGACUUGAUAUCACACAGAGACCAGACUCUCAAAGUGGUUUUCCGGUUACAUCUCCAAGCCCCACAUUGCUUUUCAAUUUUCCUUUCAUUAUUAGACAGAAACUUCCUUUCUGUUUCAGUGCUACAGACUUCGCCCUCCACAUCUGACUGAUCUCUACUCUGGAUUACAUUCUUGGUGGUGCUACUCAUUAAGGGUCUGUUCAUAGACACCACCCUGUCCAAUCUCCUGUCCCUAUUCCUUUUCACUCCCCCUCAGCUUCUUCUUAAUCUGAGGCCAUGUCUAGCUGUCUUGCCUCUGUCAGGUAAUUCUGGAGCUCAUGCUACUCACCACGGCCUCAUCUCAUGAAUUCAGUCAUUUUUCUGUCUGAUCUACAGUCUCUCUAAGAGGCUUCCUUUUUGCUCCCACUGCCUUCUCACCAUAAAAUGUGCUUGUUUGUGUAGACCUGUCGACACCUGUAGUAUCCUGGUUUCCUGCAACAUAUUCAAUUAAAUAUCUUAACAAAUGUGUUUGAUGAUGCUGAUCAAUAUUGCUCCAAAGGCAACAACUAGGUAAAUAAAGAACUGCAAGUGUGCAGUCCACAGAGCCAUACGGGCAGUCUCCUGGCUGUUCUGUGGAACCUGCCCUGCCCAGGUAGUAAAGGAAAAUA